GCAGCAGCAAAUGAUCAAAAGAGGAAAGGUGGAGAUAGAGAGAGGCAGAGCGAAGGAGCUUUGGUGCUUUUUUUUUUUCCCCCUCCCUUCUUCUGUACAUUGAGGGCUUUGCGUAAGAGGCGGAUGGCGAUGGGAGACUCAAACUCGCAGCUGAUGCCGAGCUGUGCCACAGCCUCCAUGUCCACAGGUUGCGUGUGAAGCAGUUUUUGGCAGAGCGGGACCAGACAGACGUAUUAAAAAAUAAAAAAAAUUUAAAAAAAGCGAUAGGCGAGACGGAGGAGGAGACGCAGAAUAAGAACGAUGGCGACUUUCGGGAAACUCACCGACUACUUUAAUCGGCGUAAAUCUCGGGAGGAGCUGAGGGUCACCAGGAGCUCACGGCGGAGUGGGAGCUACUGCUGCACCGUGGCAGAGGCCAGGUCGCUUGAAAGGAAGUUGCAGAGACCAAUACUUGCCAAAUCUCGCACACUACCCAGCAUCCCCCAGUCCCCUCGGGUGUCCAGGCUCCAUCACUCUGAUCUCACUGGCGGAAGUCCCUCCCGCAGGAAGACCCCAGCCCUUGCCAGCAGCAACCCGAAGGCCUGCACGUUGCCCCCUGCAGGAGAGCUGUGGCGCUUGGAGGAUGACAUGGAGGCCGAAGAGGAACCCGGGCGAGGAGAAGCCCGGCCUCGCUCCCAGUCGCCCUUCUCUCACUUCCGGGCACGCACUGCUUACCUCCGAAAGAGCAUCUCUGCCGACAACCACCUGGACAUGAGUUCGGACUUCAACGGGGGGACGGCAGCGGAGGAGGGCAAGCCUGUGCGCAGUAGCAAGGCGAAGCUGAAACGGAAAUUCAGUCUGGGCUCAGUGGAUCGCAAGGAGAAUCAACACAAAAGGUCUGAGUCUGGAAUCUCCAAGUUUACCCAUCGCCUGUCCCUCAAAGAACGUCCCGCCAAAGCUGAGAAGACCACAUCGGAACGAGCCCAUUCUUACCGGAGACGCUCCCUCAGUGUUGAUUGGGCUGAUUCCACCAAGAUGACGCAACCCAUGAGGGGGGACCAGGCCCACCAGCCGGCCCCGGCCCGCAAGGCAGCCAGCCUGUCUUCGCCAAGUGCGGCCCGCCGCCUGUACCGCAACUUGUCUGGAAAGUUCCGUGUGAGCACCAACCACGCCGCCUUAGAGGACAGCGUGGUGUCAGGACGGGGAGGAGACAAGGAGAGGCUCCGCAAAACCACCAUCUUCCAGAGUAAUGAAGCGCUGUUUGAAGCGGUGGAGCACCAGGAGUUAGACUUGGUGCAGCUCCUUCUCUCCCAAUACAGCUUGGAGGAGCUGGACCUCAACACCCCCAACAGCGAAGGCCUCCUGCCCCUCGAUAUCGCCAUCAUGACCAACAAUGUGCCCAUGGCCAAACUGUUGCUUCGUGCCGGGGCCAAAGAGAGCCCCCACUUCGUGAGUCUGGAGGGCAGAGCGGUCCACCUGGCCACCUUGGUGCAGGAGGCCGAGCAGCGAGUGGCCGAGCUUCAGACCCAAGUCAGCGGCGAGGGUCCCGGCGAGCGUGAGGCAUCGGACCGGGAGAGGCAGCUCACGGGCUGGGAAUGGCGUCUGCGGCUCUUCAGACGCAUGCAGACAGGCUUUGAGCACGCAAACCCUCCAGACGCUCCCGUUGCAGUGCACUUGUCUGUCAGCAGCAGCACCAGUCUAAGGGUGGAUUUCCAGGAACCUCCGUGUGUCAGUUCGGCUGUGGUCACCAAAUACAAAGUGAGCUGGAGCUCAACGGCGUCCUUUAGCUGUGUGCUGGGGGAGGUGAUGGUUGAGGACACCAGUCUGCUGCAGCACAACAUCACUGGACUCACAUCUGGGAACCCCUACUACGCCCAGGUGUCCGCCUACAACAUGAAGGGCUGGGGGCCCGCAUUGGCCUCGACCCCAGCCUGCGCUGCUCCUUCCAGUUGGAGGGACACGGACGGCCGAGCUCCCCGCCAGAGAGGCCAGAAGGAGGUCCUUGACCAGCUGCUUACCCAAAUAAAAGAUGCCCAUCAGAGCUGCAUCUGCCACGAACAGUGCAAAGCGCCGACGCAAGGCAGAAAACACUCGGUGUCCAAAAGCCUGCGUCACCUCUUUCAACCGAACAGCAAAUUUGUGAAAAGCCUGAAAAGAGGUCUAUAUCUGGCGUCCAUAUUCUACAGAGAUGACAGUGUCUUGGUGACCCCGGAGGACCAGAUUCCCAUUGUGGAAGUUGAGGACUCCUACUCCAGUUCUCUGCUGCAGGACUUCCUCUGGUUUACAAAGGUGUCCUACUUGUGGGAGGAGAUUCCCUGGCUGCAGCAGUGUCUCAAUCCCACCCAGACGUCAUGUUCCUGCACUCUGCAGACGCGCAUCAAGAUGCUACAAUCAAUCGCUCACCUCCAGGGCAUGCUGGGAACGCAAGACUUGGGUCAGGUGUAUUUUGAGCCAAUCAAAGACAAGCACGGCAAUGCCUUGCUGGUGCUCCUGAAGGAUAUGAACGCGUCUCCAAACCUGGACGGCGUGCGCUGGAUGCAGCUUUGCAAACUGCAGCUACAACGCAAGUCCAUAUCCUCUCCGGAGGAACCCACCGCUCUGGACAUGCUCCUCAUCACGCUGCAUGAGAAGCUGGCUUAUCACAGACGAAGCAGGAAGCUCCUGUCCACCGGCUUGUACCUGGGAUAUUUGAAGCUGUGCACAUCGGUGGAGCAGAUCAGAGCGCUGGUGCCGCAGAAGCUCCCAAACAUCCUCUGUCACACCAAGAUACGAGACAACAACAACGUCUCACGGGAGGAGUGGCAGUGGCUGCAGGGCCUCAGCGCCCUGGAGGAGCCCAUGGAGACGGACUCCAGCACGCAGAGCGGUCCUCAUCACCUCCUGCAUGACCUGCGUGGGGCCAUCAAGGAUCUGAUGGCCCAUAUCAAUGUCCCCGGUAACCAGGCUCAAGACUUCCGAAUCUACACCCAAGAAGUGUUGGAGUUUGGCGACAAAGUUUCCUUCCUCCUCCUCCUGCCUCCUUCCGAUGAGGUGUGCACGGCCCCCGGUCAGAACAACCCCUACUCUCCCCGCUCCGGCUUCCUCACGCUGCCCCUGCAGAUCUUUGAACUGGUCCAUUUUAACGCCUAUUGCCCCAGUUUUAUCGGCCAGUACUGCCGUGUGUCCGCCCUGCUGGAGCUGGAGUCCCUCAUGUCCCAGCAGGCCUUGAGGGAGGCUUUCUCCGAAGAGGAGCUCCUGGCCGCCAAGAAGAAGCAACAGCAGCUCCAGGAGCACAUUCAGCAAAUGGAGGAGGUGUGGCGGGACGCCAGGUGGAUCAUGGAGGCCUUGCAGUACGCCCGCUACAAACAGCCAACAGGAGGCGUCUCCAUCAGUGGCUUGAUUGACUUCUCCACAGAAAUGCUGCCUCAAAAGCCUCCUUCCACAUCCUCACAGCCGGACUUCCUGCCCUCCCCGCUGCCGUCCCCAGAAGCUUGCCGCAAACACUCAGACUUUGCAGGGUUGUCCGAUGAGGAAGGCUCCUCCGAGGUCUUCCUCACCACCGAUAGCGACUACGACUCCAGCCGAGCCCAGAGCCCCCGCGAGCUGGACCUCCUGCCCCCGUCGCCGCUCUCCACCUCGGCGCCCCUGGAGCCCCGCGGCCUCCUGCGCAGCGACGGCAGCGGAAGCGGUAGAGGCGGCCGAGGAGGCGGUGCACUGAGGGACUCCACGCCGGACGUCCUGCAGGCCUCAGAGCCACAGCGAGGGAGGGACCUCGGGAGGUGCGGCGGCGGCAUCUGUUGCGGGGGCGAGCGGCGCCAACGGGGCCCGCCCGAGCUUUUUGACAGCGAUUUCAUUCUGCCAAGCAGACAGAUUGAGCUGUUACACAUCACUGAGAAGCGACAGGCCUUUUGUGUGCGCACCAGCAGCCUGGAGUUCCCCUCGGCUAUGUCCGCCGACCGCCAGUCGUACGCCCGCCACGAAACUUCGCCCGCCAACUCACCCCAGCAACGCUGGCACAGGCCCUCGUCGGUCGACCGCUGCUGCUCGGCCGAAUGCGCCGCGGCACGGCGCCCGCCCGCACGUACGCUAUCUGAGGACAGCGGUACCCAGCAGCUUUCGUCACCAAUGACAGCCGCCCACAGGAAGGGGUCCCACGCCACCCUCAGAGUCUACCCCCAGUACCCCACGGGCCUCCCCAAGGAGACCAGUGUCAAGCUCUGCGUGACGCCGUGCACGUCGGCGGGGGAGAUGGUGCAGCUGGUGGUCCAGGAGAUGAACCUCGUGUCUCGGAGGAUGCUGGGUGGCGGCGAUACGGAGCAAGGUGCCUUCUACGGCCCCGAGCAGUUGAAGCACUUCGGCUUGGUGCUGGUGUUGGACGAGAGGGAAAAGUGGCUGCAGGACGACUUCUGUCCCCUGGAGUUACAAAACCCCUGGCUGAGGGGUAAGUUGUGUGUGCGCAUUAAGGAGUACUCGCCGCUUGCACUCAAACACAGCCGAGGCACCACAGUGUGACGCCGUACAGGACGUUACUUUUAUUGUUUAAAAAUAUGUUUUUUCCCUGGACAUGAACAACAACAAAAAAAAGAUUGUCAAAGUGUGCUAAAAAGCUGCAACGUCUAUCCUGAAGACCUGCAGUCGGACUUGAGAGCUGUAGCUGAAACGCUCCAUCUUGUAAAAAUAACAAACCAGCAAAUGGACUUUUAAAGAAAGAAACAAAACAAACAAAAAAAAAACAAGCAAUACUUUUAUGUUUAUAUUGAGGAACAAAACAUUGUCAUAUUCCAACAAUUGUGCUCUUUUAUGUUACUGUUGUGAACAAGUUGAGUGUUUUGGAUAUGACCCACAAUGCACCUGGUUACUGAUUUACUUAGAGAUUAACCCUCAAGAGGUCCUCAGAUUUCACCCUCACAUUUGACCUGAAAGACAAAAAAACGUCUGCUUAUCAAAAACUGCAGUCAAAUAAUAAUAAAUUCCUAAAUUUGAAAUAAGUCAAUCUUUUUCAUAUCAAACAUUAUCAUAGUUUUUAUAUCUUUAAAGGCCCAUACGUUACAAUAACAAUAUCAUUUUUUGAAUUGCAAAUCAAAAGUGUUUCCCCCAAAUCCUUAUGAUGUUUAUACAUUUUCAGUGUUUCCUAAUUAUGGGGCGGGGCUGAUAUAGCAACAUAAUCCUCUAAUUUGCAUAAUUGGCCUUGUUGCUUUUGCAAUAAGUGAGUAAAAUUCAUGAAAGGCAAACAAAAUAUGUUUAGACAUACAAAUAUGUUGCUUCUUUUUUCCCCAAGUGUCCCAAAUAAACCUAAAUGCUUUUUUAAGACGUUGACGAGAGCGCCGGAAUCGGCCAAAUAUCCUUCACUAGAUUUGUUGAUAGUCACUUUUUAGAAAAACAGCAUCUUGAGGCAUAUGGUUAAUGCGCUAGAUCUAGUGACAAAAUAGACAAGUUGGGAACACUGGUCCAUCCUGCUGAGUCUUUUUAUUCUCUGGCAGACUAGGUGCAUCAUAAUGAGCAAGUGCAAACAUUUGCCAUCACAUUUGUUUGAUAAUGAAGACAUUAAUAUGUAGGAAACACUGAUUUUGAUACAGAAACGUCACUUUCCUCUGAAAUGGCUGUAAAAUUCUAUAAAUUAAUACUUUUACACGUUUAACCAAUCAAAGUACUUCAACUUGAAUUUGACAGUACAUAUCAAAUAUUAAUUAUAGUUUGGGGAUUUAAAUUUUUAAAAGUUUCCAUAAGUUAAAACACACAUAUUGUUAUUUUUCAUACAUCUACUUUACAUCCGGAAAGUAUCCAUUUUUAUUAUGUUAAAGCCUGAUUUUAUAAGGCUGUAACAUAAUAAAAUGUAGAAAAAUGCAUGUUGUCCUCAAAAUUCCCCAUAAAGACGAUGCGAAAACUUUUUGUGAAAUAAUUUAGCAAAUUUUUUUUUUUUUUUAAAUCACUUGUACAUAAGUAUCCACAGCCUUUGCUUAACACUGCAUGCUUUGAAUGGGGAAAAGUAGCACCAUCUGGUGGAUAAAUAUGAAAAAAAUAUGAAGGGCAGUUUUUUUUUCUAUGAAGGGUUUCAUUAGUUGACGCUAAGAAAAGUGUUGGAUGCAUUUUCAUUUUUUCUCUUUUUUUUGGGACGUUUUUUGUCAUGAGGAACAAAUGUGUCGGCGUUUGUGUUGUUUUUUUGUUCUUAAAAUGUCAAAACAAUCUUUUAAGGGUUAACUUGGCGAAGGUGCUUUUGUUUUCAGAGCAGUUUCAUAAUAAAUAACUGGAGAAAAAAAUAUAUAUAUUUUAACGGGAGGACAUUUUACCCAACAACAAAAGGACACCUCUCACUCGGAUAUUUAUUUUGAAGACUUUUUUUCGUGCUCGACUGAAAUAAUUGUAGCAACAGAAGAAGUUGGAGGACGGGCGACGUCGCCACCCCUGGUUACCGUGGUGACCUAGUGUUUACAAAGUGGACUUUGCUUCAAAGGUGCAUCUACUGUAUUAAAAAUGUGUUUUAAUAACGACGGCUGUGUUAGCGCUUAGCUUUUCCUUUGACUCUGUGUUGUUCAAAGUGUUGUUUUUCCCAAGAAAUGUAAAUAAACACGCCAAGCGUGUCGAAUGUGGGACGGCGGUGGAAAAGAGGCGAAAAGACGAGGACUUUGUUGGUUUGUUUACAAGGAGCUGUCGGCGGAGUCGCGAAGGAGACGUCGCGUCACUUUUUUUGAAAAUCUAUUUUUAUUGA
Molecule: messenger RNA, 6664 nt
Organism: Nerophis ophidion (straightnose pipefish)
Lineage: Eukaryota; Metazoa; Chordata; Actinopteri; Syngnathiformes; Syngnathidae
Product: ankyrin repeat and fibronectin type-III domain-containing protein 1-like
Exons: 23
Coding region: 301-4470 (1389 amino acids)
Biological process (GO): signal transduction; regulation of establishment of bipolar cell polarity; establishment of mitotic spindle orientation
Cellular component (GO): spindle
Molecular function (GO): protein binding
Source: RefSeq, a predicted model, not a curated record